Messenger RNA from Colletotrichum aenigma, 4044 nucleotides. RefSeq lists its product as uncharacterized. The coding region runs from base 1 to 4044 and encodes 1347 amino acids. The transcript is spliced from 2 exons. The record is from RefSeq and is a predicted model, not a curated record. Gene Ontology annotation, molecular function: protein heterodimerization activity. NCBI's taxonomy places the organism in Eukaryota, Fungi, Ascomycota, Sordariomycetes, Glomerellales, Glomerellaceae.
AUGGCUUCCUCAGGCGCUGACUCGACCACCCCGUCGAGGUCACCCUCUGCUUUUCCAUCGCCCUCCUUCCAGACGAGGUCGCGCACCCAGAGCAUAUCGAGCGAUCGCCCUUCCACAGUCAUGAGCGUUGGACUGAUGUCUCCUCCCCUCUCCGUCACACCCGAGCCCGCCUUCAUUGCCGCGUCGGCCGCUUCUCAGAUUGUCACCAACGAUCACGAUAGUCAUGCCGAUACUUGGUACGACCAGCAUGGAAUCGAGCCCGCCGGAGAGACCGCCCUCGUCUCCACGGCUGCCCUGCAACUCGUCAACAGCUUUCUCGACCAGCUACUCUUCAACUUUCUGUCCGCCUCCCGCGCAACGACUCUCUCCGCCUUGAGGCCAGCAGUCUCCGAAGUUCUCAAGCCGAAACUCGCCAAAGAUGCCAUCAACCAGGCCGACGAAGAGUUGCGCGAAUACCUGGGUGGUGGAGACGAGGAUGACUUCGUUCAGCCGCCAGGCGCAAGCUCGUCCCCCAAGGACUGGGAUCUCGAGCUCGUCUGGAAGCGCACUCGACUGAGGUGCAUGGUUUACUCCUCGCUUGGCGACAUGGAAGAGGAGGAUGAAGACUACUACAUGGAACAGGAGAACCUCAAGCCCGGCGCGGACGAACGUGGCCCGGAGGUCAUCUCUCCCGCGGUCGCCAUUUUCCUAACUUCCAUUCUUGAGUACAUGGGCGAGCAAGCACUGGUCAUUGCAGGCCAGGCGGCGUAUCACCGACUUCGAGCGAAAUUCGAGAAGGGUCCCACGGAGGGAGCGAAAAUGGCCGACGUCGCUGACAGGAUUGUGGUUGAGGAGUUGGACAUGGAGCGCGUUGCUCUCGAUAGGACUCUGGGUAGGCUUUGGCGCUCUUGGAAGAAGAGAAUACGCUCUCCAGCUUUGGAUGGGCGUCCGUUUUCGCGCAAGCCUUCCAGCCACUUUAGGCAAACCAGCGCGGCCGAGAACAUGCCAGCCAACGGUCUCGGGAUCCAAGAAGCGACGAAAGAGGAACCUGAACUCGACCGCGUCGAGGAAUUCGUCAAGGCAUCGGCCAUUCCCCUACCGAUUGGUGACCGCGACAUCGACGAAAUCGAAGUUCCUGGUCUAGCCUCGUACAGCGAUGAUGAGGCGUCCGACAACGAGGAGGAGGAGCCUUCGGCGCAGCGCCCGAAAAGUCUGAUGAUCUUUACGUCCCAGCCCAGCAACGACCUGCCCACCCCCACAAUGUCUCAACCUCAUACCCCAACCGCUCCUUCCGGCCGCAAGCGCUCAAACUCGCUGCCAACCCCUUCGCCCUCGCCUUACACCUCACCUGUUCUCAAACGCGCCAAGGUCGAACGUAUUCCAACCAAGUUGGUCGGCGAAGAUGAGGAUUCUGUCGACUCCGCCACCAAGGAGAUCUCUACUGAAGAGAUUUCGACGGAAGCCACACCCGUGGACCAGGCGGCGAAAGUCCCCGAGACAAGUGCGGAGAACCAGGAGUCUGAGAGGGCAAAGCCUGAGCCGACGCCAGAGCAGAUUCCUGAAGUCAAACCCCGGAACCCUAAUCGCAGUUCGCAAAAUGUCGCCUCCGUCGCAGCGGCAGCAACAGUAGCGACUGCAGUAGCAGCAGCAGCCAUCCCUGCGGUAGAUGCCACUCCUGCAGCCACGCAGACGGCGGUGAAGGCAAACCCCGCCCCGGCACAGGAUGAGACUGGUGACAUUGACGAUUUGGAAGAGGAGGCAGAGAUCUGCACUUCUAGUAGGGUGUCGGUUGCCGGCCGCAGCUCUCCGAGCGUCUCCGAGUCUGGGAAAGCUGUCGUUGUGGCCCCUAUGAUGGGGCUCAAGAGAACGCCUUCAGCUCGUGUCAUUGACGUUCGUGGUCCCAAGAGUCCCGUAGGAGGGUCGCGCACGCCUUCGGUCGAUGCUUCCGAUCGCUCUCAAACAGCCAAUCUGUCGCGCGCAAGCAGUGUCUCUCGUGUCACGCCACCCAUCGUGGAAGAGAAGCGAAAGCCAAAACCGGUAGAGGUUGACACCAUUAUCCGCUCGUCUGCAUCAACCCCGCGCACACGUUCUCCUAUUGAGAAAUUGUCUCGCAGGCAAAACACGAACGAGUCCAUUCUGGAAGCUGAGGAGGACGCCCAAGCCCGUCCUACACGCCAGGAUAAGUCCAGGACAGUUGCAACUGCUCCGUCGCCAGCAUCAACACCGACGCCUAAGGCUGGCACUCCUGAAAUUAGGGCUUCACAGGCAAUCUUCAACCCGGCCAAACAGCAGCCGUCUCGUCACCAACACAGCCAAUCUGCGACCAAGGUUACCAUCAUCAGCAACACGAGCACCACUGGCCCAUUCGUGGAGGAGCGCGUGCCUUCACCGCGCAAUCGAUCCCAGGCCACGCCAACUCUUCCCGACCGCGGCACCGGUCGCCAAGGCACACACUCGCCAGCGGCAAGCAUUGGUGUUGUCUCGGUGGAGCGAACUGCUGGGCGUGAUUCCCCCGAACGCCCUAGACAGCUUCGCACAUCUGGUUCAUCGGGCUCUUCAAGCACUGGCAAGAUUAGAGCGGUUCGAACAUCCGAGGACAGCAAGGCCUCGGGUCGUGCCGACAAUCUGGCGCGGAAUUUCGAGGAACUCAUCCAGAGCGAUCAAACAAUUCAAUUCACGCUUACUCCGGAAAGCAUGCGUGAUAUGGACAACAAUCGGGCGCGCACUGCAAGCCCUGCCGUGGGUGCUAAGUCGAGACGAAGCGAGGAUGCUCGGACGGCAAUGGGUGGUGAACGGAACAGAUCCGUUUCCGGCGCUGACAUCAGAAGAACUAUGUCCGUCAGUCGUGCAACAGGUUUAAACUCUCAUCCUGUCGAGUCCAAACCCAAAGGCUUUGUUCCCAAAGCACCUCCAAGCACCACAUUGACCAGAUCGAGAACGAACGGCCCAAUGGCUAGAGAUGCUCGAAUCCCUCGCGAUACGUCCAUGAACGACUUCGCAGACUUCAUUCGGUCGACCGGCCCGACUGCUGACAACGGACCUGCACCGCUACGCAACAUGAGCGGCCCGCCGCCGCCUGUGAAGCACAGCCUUGACUCGAGACGCAUCUCGUCAUCGACCAACCGACCCCGCCUUCAGGCACGCGACGCUGCCGUCGACAAUCGAGAGGACAAUUCCGACCUCAUCGAUUUCAUUCGGCGAGGACCUCCCAGCGCUAACAAUCCUCGUAUUCCACGCACUGUUGCUCCGUUUCGCACCACUAUGGAUUCUGACCAGAUGUCAGGUGCCGUUGGCGGUAAAGCUGUCGAUGCCAGCCUGCCAGACAUUCGGUACAGCCGGGCAUCGACCAACGUGACGGACAUCACGAUGCCCUCCGUCCAAUCGUCGAUCAACUCGCAAAGUGCGCUCCUCAAGAACCGCCCCAGCGCCAACACCUUCGACGAAGACGACAUGAUGCCGAAGCGCACCAGACGACGCGUGCGUGACCCCUACGCUAUUGACUUGAGCGACGAAGACGAGGAAGAUUACGCCCAAGCCGUUCGACCUCCUCCCAAGAAGGAGGAAAGCUUGGCGGACUUCCUCAAAAACUAUCAGCCACCACCUGAGCCCGCCGCUCCUGUCAUGCCACAGAACAUCAAGCGAAAGGCCAGCGCUCCCAGCCUUAUCGGGCGAUUUUCAAGGAAGGACAGCAACGCUGGAUCGACUGCGAAGCCACCCAAGAUUGACAGCCGUUCGCUGAAUAGCCGUGCUGGAGCUGCCGGAAACGGCCAUGUUCCGAUUCAGGUUAACAUGUCUUCCGGCCAAGACAAGUACGGCGCUGGUGACGCCACUGCAAACCGGCCCACCAUGCAUUCCUCUGCCGGACGCGUGCCAAUGAAGAAGUUCGAACCAAGGGAGGCAGUCUCUGCCACGAGCCGCACCAGCGACCUGGCUUCAUUCCUCCGCAACGCCGAGCCCCCACCACAGGCGCAGCCAGCCCGCUUCAGCCCUCCCGCUGAGCAGCAAAGCAGCGGCGGUGGCUUCUCCAAGAUGUUUGGUCGGCGCAAGAAGUCGAGCUUGGCCUAG